AUGGCAAAGACGUCAACUGGUGCUGCUAUGUCUCUGCCGAGGGAGGUUCAAUCGAAACCUGAACCCAAAGAUCAACCGUCAUCCUCCUCACCGUCACCCACAGACCAAUUCUCGUUGCUUAACAUAUGGCUAAUCCUGUUGGCCCCUAAGCUCUUGGUGGCAGUAGGAUAUCACUCCACUGACUUUGACGUGCACAGAAACUGGUUGGCUAUCACUCAUAACUUACCGUUAAGUCAAUGGUACGUGGAAGCCACCAGUCAAUGGACAUUGGACUAUCCACCCUUCUUCGCUUAUUUUGAAUGGUUUCUAAGUCAAUUGGUCCCGGCCCCAGUUAAAGCCGAUGGCUGUUUACAAAUCGUGCCCGUGGGCAACUAUGGUCUCCCCACAAUCUAUUUCCAACGAGCCACGGUCAUUGCCAGUGAAUUGGUCUUGUUUGUAGCCCUUCAAUGGUUCAUCAACACGUGCCAGCUGUAUCUGUCUAAGAAACGAGCGUAUGCCAUAGCUGCAUCCUUAGCGUUAUCUCCAGGGUUAAUGUUGAUAGAUCACAUUCAUUUCCAGUACAAUGGAAUGAUGUAUGGGAUCUUGGUACUUAUGCUCAAUUGCGCCCGAUUAGAUCAGCAUUUAAUGUGCGGCUUUUGGUUUGCCGUACUCUUAUGUUUCAAACACAUAUACUUGUAUCUUGCACCAGCCGUGUUUGUCUAUUUGUUGAGCGGCUAUUGUCUUUCCUUGAAAUACGAUAACAAGAAAUCUUUGGUCAAUAAUGUGGUGGGUCUUAUUCAAUGGACUAACUGUCUAAAAUUAGGGCUAGUGGUGGCCAGUGUGUUCACAGUAGCAUUCGGUCCGUUUGCCUAUUACGGAGUGUUGCCCCAGUUAUUCUCAAGAUUAUUCCCCUUCAGUAGAGGGUUGACUCACGCUUAUUGGGCACCAAAUAUAUGGGCCAUCUAUCUGUUCGUCGAUAGAGUGUUGAUUCAAGUGUACAAAUCAGUACCCUUGUCCCGAACAAUCUUACAAAGAGUGUUCCAAUUUAAUGCCGGACUACUCUCAAAUCCCGACAUGCUCAACAAAUCUACAAGAGGAAUUGUGGGUGAUAUAGAAUUCUUCAUCUUACCCACCAUAACACCUCAAAUCACCUUUAUCUUGACAUUAUUCUACCAGAUCAUGGCAUUGAUUCCAUUAUUCUUUCAGCCCAAUUAUAAGAGAUUUGUCGGGGCCUUGGUGUUAUGUGGCUACGCUUCAUUCCUUUUCGGAUGGCAUGUUCAUGAGAAAGCCAUCCUAAUUGUGAUCUUCCCUAUAACCUUUUUGGUAUGCAACAGCAAAUCACUACUUGCACCAUUUAAUUUGUUAGUAAGUUGUGGGUACGUUUCUUUGUUCCCAUUAAUCUUCACUCCUGGUGAAUGGAUCUUUAAGGUGACUUUUACAUUCAUGUGGUUUGUUAUCUUUUACGUUGCGUUCAAUGCCGUCGUUAAGCUCCCAAAAAACGUCGGAGGCUCCUCUGGGAUCAUGUUCCAUCGUCUUACUCAAUUAUAUAUACUUGGAUUGGUUCCAUUAAUACUUUUCACUUCCAUGAUGGACUUGUUUGAGUCCAAAUACGAGUUUCUUCGGAAACUUGAAUUUUUGAAGUUAAUGCUUAUAAGUGUAUAUACCGCAUUGGGGAUCAUAAGUAGUUGGAAUGGGUUUAGUUGGUUAUAUUUUGUGGAUGAAACUCUAUGGUAG
Lizanozyma spartinae is the source of this 1713-nucleotide messenger RNA. It is a transcript of the gene ALG8, whose product is annotated as dolichyl-P-Glc:Glc1Man(9)GlcNAc(2)-PP-dolichol alpha-1,3-glucosyltransferase. Lineage: Eukaryota; Fungi; Ascomycota; Pichiomycetes; Serinales; Debaryomycetaceae. Gene Ontology annotation, biological process: protein N-linked glycosylation. The transcript has a single exon. Gene Ontology annotation, molecular function: dolichyl pyrophosphate Glc1Man9GlcNAc2 alpha-1,3-glucosyltransferase activity. Gene Ontology annotation, cellular component: endoplasmic reticulum membrane. Bases 1 to 1713 code for a protein of 570 amino acids. The record is from RefSeq and is a predicted model, not a curated record.